AUGGUGACGAACAUACUGGUUCCUGGUUUUAAGCCCGAGUCGCUGACCGUGGCCAAAUUAAGGAGGGUUCUGACAGAACAUGGGGUCGAGUACCCUGCUAAUGCCAAGAAGGCCGAGCUGGCGAAGUUAUUUAAGAAGCACAUCAAGCCGAAGAUUCCUGAGAUGCGUAAGAAAGAGAAAGGUGUGCGGGCUAGCAGUGACGGUAUCUCCAGAAUUACUUCCAAGAAGAAGACUAUGAAGGAAAUAAGGAAAGCACAGGCUAAGCAAAAGGUUGUACCUGAACCUAAGGAGAGCUCAGAGAGCGCAAGUGAUAGUGAAAGCGAUACUGAAAGCAGCUCUUCCACUGCUAGCGAUAGCUCCAGCGCAAGUUCAAGCUCAAGUUCAAGCUCAAGUUCCAGUAAUAGCUCCAGCUCAUAUGAAAUGGAACAGGAUGACACAGUUGAAACCGAAAAUGAGUUCCAAACCGCUAGGUCAAAGAGGAAAGCUGAACAAGAAGUAGAAGAAUUGGAAAAAGUAGAGAAGAAACCCGAAGAGCCAGUUCACUUGGAUUUCUCCUACAAGAAACAGAAAGGGAAUGAAUUGGACCACUUAAAAUCGAUAAAAGUCAGUGAUAAGAUGGCGAGUCUGAUUAACAAUGCAAUUUCAGAUAUGGAGAAGGAGAAGGAUAAAGAAAAUAAGGAUGUCAGCAUGCAUGAUGGCAAUGACAGUGAACCGUCCAGCAGUAGCAACUUAAUCUCUGAUCAGGGUGCCCCCAAAGAGUCUGACGCACAACCACACACUAGUGGGACUGAUAUGUAUAAUGCCUUCAUCAAAGAGGAUACACCUAGUGAUACUGCACCUGAAGUGGAAGAACAAACGACACAAGUAAAAAACGAAAAUUCCUCAACGGAAGAUUUUGGUAACGAAGCCCAGCCCCUGGACAACUCAAAUGAUAUCUCUUUGACUUCUAAAACAACUGUACAAAAUCCUUUCGCCGAUACAUCAAACUCAAGCAUCCAAGAGAUCAACAUAUCCAGGCCUCAAGUAGAUAAUUCAUUCAGCAACACCAUUAACUCUGACAAUGUAUUCAUUGGCAAACUCAAAUCCGAAAACAGCUUUCUAUUUGAUGACCAUGAAGAGGUCGCUGAAGAGCCUGAGGUCAAAACAAUUCAGAUUGAGGAAGUUGAAUCUGUUGAUGACGAAGCUAGUGAGUCUGAUCUAGUUAAAGAGUCAACAGAAGAGAUAAUGAACCCUCCACCAAAAAAGUCGAGUUUUGUAUGCAAGGCUUUGAAGCUUUUAUUAAAAUUGAUUCUUCUAAUUGUGGCGGGUGCCUUAAUUGCUAUUAUCAUAAACUUAGCUGUCUGGUAUAGGGAACAGUCUAUUAUGGUUGGUUAUUGUGGACAAGAACGUGAAGGUAGAUCAGAGUACUUCGAAAAGCUGAAUUUACCAUAUAGAGAUGAGGUUGAAUCCUUUUUAGAGCCAUACAAACCAGAAUGUCAAGAAUGUCCUGAGCAUGGCCUGUGCUAUCCAAAUUUAGAACUAAGAUGUAAACCCGGCUACAGGUUGCAAAAUUCUUUGUACAGUUUGAAUGGACUAAUACCUAUUGGUGCAUCAUGCGAGAAAGAUGAUGAGAGGGAAAGAAUGAUUUCUGAGAUUGUUGCAAAGGCACUUGAAUUACUCAGGAUUAAAAAUGCACAAGUCGAAUGUGGUGAAUCCAGUGACGAUAUCGAAAGCGGUAUAACAGAAGAGAUUGUAUAUCAAAUUUUUGAGGAAUCAAAAAAAGACUGGAUAAGUGAAGAACAAUUUAACGAAUUAUGGUCUUCUGUGAUAAAACAAUUGGAGAAAGAACCUGAAAUUACUAUGAGGCAAGUGACCAAUAGACAUAGAGAACAGAUUAAGCCAAGAUAUAAAAGUAAAACCAAUGACAAUCAAAGACAGAAAGAAUCUAUUCCAGAAAGGAGAGAACGUGAAAACUUCAUUCUUCGGUCAUCAUCCAAGAAGUAUAUAAGCUUGGGGUGUCAUUUCGAGAAUGAAUUGCAUCAAACCAUUAUGAAAUACCGUAAGAUUAUUUUAAUAGUACUUGGAUUUAUAAUUUCCAUUGCGGUGAUUAGGUAUAGAAUAAAAACUUAUUUUGAACAGAAGAAGAAAAUUGCCAAUUAUACCAAUGAAGUUAUAGAGCUUCUGAAAGACAAGAAAGCUACAGAUAAAGGUGAUGCUUUCAUAAGUUCUGUACAUUUGCGUGAUUAUAUAUUGGAUGGGAAAGGUAGUACUAAAACUAAAAAUAAACUUUGGGAAGAAAUACUAAAAAAAUUAAACCAAAAUACCAAUAUUAAAUCUUCUCUUAUGGAAGUUCAUGGUGAUAUGAUGAAAUGUUUGGAAUGGGUUGGUCCGACUGAUGUUAAAAGAAAGAUUAAACCAGAUGGAAUUAACGAGAAUCAAUAA
Messenger RNA from Nakaseomyces glabratus, 2421 nucleotides. It is a transcript of the gene SRC1, whose product is annotated as Src1p. Gene Ontology annotation, molecular function: chromatin binding. Gene Ontology annotation, cellular component: nuclear inner membrane. The record is from RefSeq and is a predicted model, not a curated record. Lineage: Eukaryota; Fungi; Ascomycota; Saccharomycetes; Saccharomycetales; Saccharomycetaceae.